GCGGCGCGAGUGGAAGUGUGUUUGAUAAGCUCGCUAGUUGCUUUCGCUGAGGAAAAUAUAGCCUUUUCUUUCUUUUUUAACCAAGUGGGGAAAAAAUUUCCGUGCAGUGAAUUAUUCGCAGUGCGAAUUAGCCAAUCUAGGAAUAAAAAAAAGUGCUCGGUGAUUACGAAGUAGAAGAGCACGAAAAACAGAAAGAAUUAAUCACUACGAUCGACAUUUGUGUUUAGAUAGAGUGAAAGGUUUGAGCGAUGGCAGCCCCAGCUCCGGUGAAAAAAGUACCAAUUCACAUACAGAGUGCCCAGAACCGUCUGUACAUCAAACGAGGUCACGUGGUGAAUCAUGAUGGUAUGCAGCAGGCAGACAUCUACAUCGAGGACGGAACAAUCAGAUACGUCGGCACCGGUGCGGACUUUGUCGUUUCCGGAGGCUGCCGCACGAUAGACGCUGCCGGGAAGUUGAUCCUUCCGGGUGGUAUCGAUCCGCAUACACACUUCCAGCUUGAGUUCGGGGGCAGCGUGUCGGUCGAUGACUUCUACCAGGGCACCAAAGCGGCUGUCGCCGGUGGCACCACCACAGUCAUCGAUUUUGUCAUUCCAAAGAAGGGCGAAUCCCUGCUGGAGGCCUAUGACACGUGGCGGGAACGAGCGGACACGAAGGUGGUCUGCGAUUAUGGGUUGCACGUCGCCAUCACGUGGUGGUCCAAAUCGGUGCGGGAUGAGAUGAAGAUCCUGUGCGAGGAACGGGGCGUCAACUCGUUCAAAUGCUUCAUGGCAUACAAGGGAUUGUUUCAGGUGACCGACAGUGAGUUGUACGAAAUUUUCGAGACCUGCAAAGAGCUGGGUGCGGUGGCACAGGUUCACGCCGAGAACGGUGACGUAAUUGCCAAGAACGUACAGAAACUGCUGGCGGCCGGCGUCACCGGACCCGAGGGGCACGAGCUGUCCCGCACGGAGGAGGUAGAAGCCGAAGCGGUGAACCGAGCCUGCGUGAUUGCACAUCAGACUAAAUGUCCGCUGUACGUAGUGCAUGUGAUGAGCAAAUCGGCUGGUAUCGAGUUAGCACGCGCUCGCCGCCGAUACAACGGUGUAGGUAUCUACGGUGAAACGUUGGCAGCCGCCCUAGGAACCGAUGGCACGCACUACGCGAACAAGUGCUGGCAUCAUGCCGCCGGCCAUGUCCUCAGUCCUCCACUGAGGCCGGAUCCAACCACGCCGGAAUUUAUGAUGAAACUACUCGCCCAAGAUGAUCUGCAGACCACGGGCAGUGACAACUGCACAUUCAACAAGAACCAAAAAGAACUCGGACGGUAUGACUUUACGAAAAUUCCGAACGGUGUCAACGGGGUCGAAGAUCGCAUGUCGGUUGUCUGGGAGAAGGGCGUCCAGACGGGGUUGAUCGAUCCGCAGCGUUUCGUUGCCAUCACCAGUACAAAUGCUGCCAAAAUCUUCAAUUUGUACCCGCGCAAGGGGCGCAUCGCACCCGGCUCGGAUGCGGACGUGCUUAUCUGGGACCCGAAGGAGGUACGCACAAUUUCCGCUGCGUCGCACCAUCAAGCGUGCGAUUUUAACAUCUUCGAGGGGAUGAAGUGCCACGGCGUACCGGACUUCGUCAUCGUACACGGCCGGGUCUGCAUGGAGAACGGUGUCCUACGUGUGGCCGAAGGGCAGGGCAGUUUCCUGGAGACUCCCGUCAAUCCACCGUUCGUGUACGAUGCAUUGAACGGAAUCACCGACCGUAACGGUGACGAUAAGAGCGCUCGCAAUGGACUACAAAGUCUGGACCUGAACCAGAAGCACGAUGUGGACAUUCCGGAACCGUAUGCGCUGCCGGAAAAGUACAUUCCGGGUUCGGCACUCAGUAUCGUUUCGGAAGACUCGCAGAUCAGUACACCGCACAGUGCCCGCGGACACCGACCGGACGGCUGCAAGGACAUGCAGCAGUCGACGUUUUCCAUCAGCGAGGAACUUGACGGCGGCGAAAAACGUUCGUGCAUUCGGGUCAAAAAUCCCCCAGGUGGAAAAUCAUCCAGAUUCUGGUAAACAUCUGCGCGCACACUUCCGAGCAAAUAUCCUACAUAUUUAUUAACGCGCAGACGGAUAAUAAACAAACAAAAAAAAACAGCAGAAUCCGAGAAAAAACAAAUAAAAUUUCCAUACUCAACAAACCAAAAUAAAUUGUGUACCAUUAGGACAGUAGUUAUGCAAAAAAUUUACUCUAAUUGCAUACCAAGUAAUCAAAGCUUCGCGCUAUAUGACGUACAUAACAUGAACCAAACACAAUAAAUAAGAAACACGUACUAAAAAAAACGCCGCAUGUAUCCUUCUUUGUUCACCAGUUUGACAGAGUUAGAAGAGCUUUAAAUUUGUAACUUAAUUUUUAAUUUAUUAACAUUUAAUUCGCAAAAGUGACACAUAUUACAUUCACCCGUAAUAUUCAACUUUCGAGCAGGCUGAGAUGUGCAAUCAACUUUCGACCUAAUUAAUGUAAGGAUAGACCCUCAAAAUUGGAAUCAUUCAUUCAGUUGCACCGACAAAAGUAACGCACAACCAUAUAAACCGACUCUCGUAACCCGCGUAGUGAAUCAUACAAUCUUUGACUAAAACAUAAUACAAUAUAUUCUGUUCACCCCAAAACACGUAGCAAAGACAAGUGUACCUUUCGUAAGUAGAUGCAGUUGCGAUUAAGUUUUUUUAUUACUUGUAGGUAAAAAUAAAACAAAAAACUGUUAAAUGUUUCCUGUAAGCUUAGCUAAAUGUUCGAACCCACGCGCACCGCAGCGCAUAUUGUCGGCAGAUUGGAUUCUAUUUAUUACAUUCACAUCCUAUAGCUGUGUGCGUGGAGACAUUUUUAUUAUUAUUUUGCGUUUGUGUUUAACGAAAUGCUGAAUCAAAGAAAAAAACAAUGUAGUACUAAAUAUAUUAUUAUUAAACUAGGUUUAACCGUAGAGUGACUUUUGUAUUUGUGAGAACAAAAAUAAAUUCAGAAUAAAUUCGAACUAA
Messenger RNA from Wyeomyia smithii (pitcher-plant mosquito), 2999 nucleotides. RefSeq names its product dihydropyrimidinase (gene CRMP). Gene Ontology annotation, molecular function: dihydropyrimidinase activity. The transcript has 8 exons. The record is from RefSeq and is a predicted model, not a curated record. The coding region runs from base 249 to 2039 and encodes 596 amino acids. NCBI's taxonomy places the organism in Eukaryota, Metazoa, Arthropoda, Insecta, Diptera, Culicidae. Gene Ontology annotation, cellular component: cytoplasm; cytosol. Gene Ontology annotation, biological process: pyrimidine nucleobase catabolic process.